This is a messenger RNA of Salvia hispanica, 1262 nucleotides long. Its product is annotated as vesicle transport v-SNARE 13-like. Gene Ontology annotation, biological process: vesicle fusion; intracellular protein transport; vesicle-mediated transport. Lineage: Eukaryota; Viridiplantae; Streptophyta; Magnoliopsida; Lamiales; Lamiaceae. The record is from RefSeq and is a predicted model, not a curated record. Gene Ontology annotation, molecular function: SNARE binding; SNAP receptor activity. Gene Ontology annotation, cellular component: ER to Golgi transport vesicle membrane; Golgi apparatus; late endosome membrane.
CCUUGUCCACGCCCGAUCUCUCGGGAGUUAUCGUUUUGUCCGCUGUGUUAGCCGCUUGUAAUAGUGGACUAAGCGGGCGCUGGCUAACUACACUAUUGUGGAUGAUUUAAGAGGAUACAUGAAUCAAUAGUGGCGUGAUUUGAGGGAUUUUGGUAAUUCCAAAAUGAUACUCUAAGUCUGCUUUACUCGUCGUAGAAAAUGUAAACAAUUAUUGGAAAUUUUCUUUUCAAAAGUAAUGUCACAAAUCAUCUGUUGAAACUUCAAAAAACAUUCAGACUACACCUACAAAGCCCUUUUCAACGCAUCGGUUGUUCAACCAAAUCAGAUCAUUCUCGGCAUCCCGAUCAACCGCCAAUCCCUACAAUUUCAAGAAUUGGGGGGAAAAGAUGAGUCAAGCGUUCGAAGGUUAUGAGCGGCAGUACUGCGAGCUGUCUGCUAACCUAUCCAAAAAGAUCACUUCAGCGAGUCUCCUUGAUGGAGAACAGAAGAAACAGAAAGUGUUUGAAGUACAGACACGAUUAGGGGAUGCUGAGGCAUUGAUACGUAAAAUGGAUCUUGAAGCAAGGAGCUUGCCACCGAGUGUGAAGGCCAUGCUUCUUGCCAAACUAAGAGAAUAUAAAAAUGAUUUGAGCAAUUUGAAAUCGGAAGUGAAGAGAAUCACAUCACCUAAUGCCAAUCAAGCUGCAAGGGAUGAGUUGUUGGAAUCUGGAUUGCAAGAUACGAUGGCGGUAUCAGCUGAUCAAAGAGCAAGGCUGUUGAUGUCAACUGAAAGACUAAACAAGACAGGCGAAAGGGUCAGAGAAAGUAGAAAAACAAUGCUCGAAACUGAGGAGCUUGGUGUCUCAAUUCUUCAAGAUCUGCAUCAGCAACGUCAAUCGCUUCUGCAUGCACAUGGCACUCUUCACGGGGUGGAUGACAACGUAGGCCGGAGCAAAAAGAUUCUCACCAACAUGUCAAGAAGGAUGAACAGAAAUAAGUGGAUGAUUGGAACAGUUAUUGCAGUCUUGAUUAUUGCUAUUCUUCUCAUUCUUUACUUCAAGCUGAUCCAUUAGAUCAUCAGCUCUGAUGAUUGAACAUCCUGUUUUAUUUUUCCACUCCCAAAUGUAGAUGUCUUACAAUGCACCAUUUUUUAUGAUGUGUGAUUGUCGCUUUCUUUAUUUUGUUGGACUUAAUUUGUAUCUCAAAAUAUUAUGGUAACUGUAAUAUGAUAAUGCUUCGAUCAAUUGAAAGGCAAGAUACUGGAAAGUCUAAAUUCAAAAUCA